Messenger RNA from Adelges cooleyi (spruce gall adelgid), 842 nucleotides. RefSeq lists its product as uncharacterized. The transcript is spliced from 11 exons. Lineage: Eukaryota; Metazoa; Arthropoda; Insecta; Hemiptera; Adelgidae. Bases 153 to 842 code for a protein of 229 amino acids. The record is from RefSeq and is a predicted model, not a curated record.
UAUUGUUUUUGGUACCAAAAUUUGCAUAAACAAUUCUGCAAAAUACAUAUAAUAUGUACUGUUUUGGGCGACAAAAUAUAAGCCAUUCGAUAAGUCGUAAAAAAUCCAUUGAAGCAGUCAGUAUAGCUAUCAUUGAAAUUAUUUAAACAAAAAUGAAAAUUAUCUGUGCAUUACUCUUCUGUGCUAUUUUAAUAAUUUUGGCGAAUGAUGAAAAUGAUGAUGAUGAUAAGCCAAAGGAUAGAAAGAAGCUCAACGCUACAAACGAACUCCUUCAAAUGCAUAUUAAUAAAUGUACACUUUGGGACAGAUUCAAACAUUUUGUUCGUCAAAAUCGGCACUCAAUGGAGCAGUUGAAUUUUAUGUUUGCAAUACCUGAACAAGAUUAUGAUGGAAACACAAUUAAGCAGCACAUACUUGAGCGUGAACUGCAACAAGGACUACUCAUGGAAUCAGUUACAGGCAAUAUUGAAUUCGAGUUUGUUGAUGAUAUUGGUAGUGAUAGAAAAAAAGUAAAAAAACUUGGAGCUGACAGAAGAAAACUGUUAAGACGUAAUUUAAAAUCGUUAAUAACCGAUAUAAUACAGAACCCAGAGAGCCACGAUGUUACAUUUGAGCAUACAUGUAAACUGAUAGGAUUGUACUUAAGUAUCAGGUAUGCAGACAACUACUCAACUUCUGCUGUUGUUACACCUCCGCCUGACAAUACUUGUGUCAUAAGCCAUGGAAGUACAGCCAUGGUAUCUUGCAAAUAUGUCAUUAGGCGUAAAAGACUUUUACGUCUUGUAGAUAACGAUAACCAUUUAAUAAUUAUGAAUGACAUACUUCUAUCUCUAUUACGUUAA